This is a messenger RNA of Colletotrichum chrysophilum, 1800 nucleotides long. RefSeq lists its product as uncharacterized. Lineage: Eukaryota; Fungi; Ascomycota; Sordariomycetes; Glomerellales; Glomerellaceae. Gene Ontology annotation, biological process: negative regulation of transcription by RNA polymerase II; negative regulation of phosphatase activity. Gene Ontology annotation, molecular function: transcription corepressor activity; phosphatase inhibitor activity; chromatin binding. Bases 1 to 1800 code for a protein of 599 amino acids. The transcript has a single exon. The record is from RefSeq and is a predicted model, not a curated record.
AUGGCCACAGUCAGAGACAGCUUUCUCGACCUCGAAAAGCACCGUCUGCAACUUGAAGACAAUAUCGCCAAGUUGCAGAAGGCUCUGCAGCACUGGCGACAAUGGGACGCGGAGUAUGAGUCCUUGAAAGAGGAGAUCGAGUCUGCUCCCCAACCCGCCAGCUCUGAGCACCUCGCGCGCAUCCGCCGGGACUUUGAGGGCGAGGUCGUCGACAAGAAGGAGAUCAAUGACUUGUUUGGCAGGAUCGACCUUAAGCCUGCUGAGCAGAUUGUCAAUCUCCUGACGCGUCGCAUCGACUAUGUGUCCAAGAACAUCGAGACGCUCGAGAAGCAGCUCGAGUCUGCUGAGCAGAAGCACGCCGCCGCCAGCAUCGUCAGCAACCCCGACGUGCGCGACGAAGAUGGCCUGCCCAUAACAGAGAUCAUCGAGGAGCUGGACGAGGAAGGCAACAUUGUUGCUAGUCGGCUCCAGCGUCCGGGCGACUCCAGUGGGCAGAUCAGGGAGAUCUUGGAGAAGGCCGGCGUCAAGGACAUUCCUGAGGGCAAGACUGAGAGCCCGGAAAAGGUUGAAGCGAUCGUCGAGGAUGUCACCGACAAGCCUGCUGAGGCUCCAGCACCGAAGGAGGAACUCGUUCCUGCCGUCGAGCCAUCUCAGUCCGAGUACAAGGUCGACGACAUCGUCCCUGUCAAGAAGACUGUCUCCUUCUCGGAGGAUACCAAGCCCGCUUCAGAGCCUCAGAUUUCUAGAAACGCCCAGCGCGUGGAAGAAAUCAUGAAGACGGCGAAGGAUCAGGAGGAGAUUAGCCGGCAGCCUCCUGUCGUUCCCGAGGGCGAGACUGAGGAAGACGCACUCCUCCGCCGAGAGAUGCUCAAGUACGGCAUGGAGGAGGUCGGGGCUGUCGUCGCUGAGUUGACGCUCGAGGAAGGCUCCGGCGAUGACGACGAUGACUGGGAGUACGACUACUCUGACCUUGACGAGGACGAGGAAGAGGACAAGUACGGACGUUCCACCAGCAGUGUCCUCGACGACGGCUACCACCAGCGGAUGCUCGAGCUCGAGAAGCGACUUGGUGUCAAGUCUCGCUUUACGGAGAAGGCCGAGGAAGAAGCGGAUGACUCCGACAACGAGGAUAAGCAAGGCAUCGGUCGCAUCGUUAUCAAGCGUGGCGAGCAGGCCAAGGCUUCGGAACCUCCCAAGUCUACGCCUUCCCCGGCCGCUUCCAGCCUGCGAACCUCUUCGCCGACCGAGUCUGACAGCAAGAAGAGCGUUCGCUUCGCCCAAAACCUCGAUAUCGCUCCCGAGACGACGCCUGCAACAUCAUCGCCAGCUGUCGCUCCCGAGGCUCCCACAGAGCCCAUCGUCGAGCCUCUUAGCGACAUCGUUGAGCGCUCUGGCCCCGCGCAGCAAACAGAAGUCACGUCCAUGCGCAAGGCUUCACGCUUCAAGAAGCAAAGAGCUGCCCCGACUGUCGUUGAUGACGACGCCGUCCCCAAGGGUCCGAUGGAUGUACCUGUCCGUUUCCUCGACCAGGACCGACCCACUGCUCCUACUGGCCCAGAAGGCAAGACGCUCGCCGAUGCCAUCGUGGAGAAGGAGGCCAACCCAAUGGACGACGACGCCUUUGGGGAUGACUUCAUCGACCAAGACGUUGCCGACGAGUACCACCGCAAGCGGAGAAACUUCAUCCAGAAACAGGGUGGUUUCUUGCAAGAAGACACGUCUGUGAUCCGGCCACUGGACGAGGCCGACGGCGGUCAGCGCAUCAGCAAGUUCAAGGCUGCUCGUCUUUCCAAGCAGUAG